UAAAUAUUUUCUUGGUUCAAUAAACUAAAAUUAAAAGGAUGUUGAGAAAUUAGUUUGUAAUAUUAAAUAAAUUUAAUUUUUACAAUUUGUGGUAAUAACUUGUAAUGGAAUUUGCAAAAGAAAACCAAAGAAAACAAAAUCAAAUUAAAAUCCGGUAACGGAACUAAAUCGAAAAUAAUUCAAGGCCACACCGACCUAACACACUGACCCAGUUUAUUUGCAUUGUAAAAUUGUAAAAGGCAGACACUUCGUUCACCAACAGUCAGCAAUGAGUUGAGGUGUAUAGACAAAUGUUGGUAGCGGACAUACGAUGUAUUUUUAAAAUUGUGUGAAAAGUGCAUUCUUAAACUGGGGGAAAUGACGAAAGUGAAACUGGUCUUUGUUCAAUUUAUUCUAAUGUUUAUUUAUGUGACGUGUUUACCCGUUGUCCAGGAUGACUUGGAUAUUUGGGGCGAUGGUGGUACUAAAAAAUCCAUCAACAAUUCCAUCGACUACAAUUCGGCCAACUCCACUAGAUUUCCAAAAGUACUCAAUUUUUUUCCGGUUCCGGUGGAGGAAGAGUGUAAAGCAAACGAUGGUAGAAGAAAAGGAGUGUGCAUGAACACUUACGAAUGUAGAAUACAAAACGGCAAAUCCUAUGGACCGUGUGCUUUAGGUUUUGGUGUUUGUUGUGUAUUUACGGCGACAUGUGAUCAAGAAGCCUAUAACAAUCUGACUUAUUUUGUUAAUCCCGAUUUUCCCGAUCUAAGUCAUCAAAUGUCUACUUGUUCCUUGACCGUAAAGAAAAUUGAUCCGGAAAUCGCGCAGCUGAGACUUGACUUUAUCCACUUUAAUUUGGGCCAACCCAAUCGUAAAACUGGAGUGUGCGAAGAAGAUAUUUUCAUCAUGUCUGGUGGUUCAAGCAAAGAAUUGAAGUUGUGUGGAUUAAACAGUGGACAACAUGCAUAUUUCGACGUUGAUAACAUUAUGGACCCGAUCACAAUUUCCAUGAAUAUGAGUAGAAAAGCUGUUUCUAGAAUUUGGGAAGUACGAAUUACGCAAAUUCCAUUCGCUGAAAGAGCCCCAGCUGGUUGUUUGCAGUACCACACAGGCACAAAAGGUAUUUUGCAAACAAUGAAUUUCGCUGAUAAUGGUAGACAUUUAGCCGAUCAGGAUUAUAACAUUUGCAUAAGACAAGAAGAAGGAAUGUGCAGCAUUGCGUACGAACCGUGCCAUGAAGACGCCUUCAGGAUAAGUCCCAAUCAGCAAGACAGCACAUCUGAUGCGGAAGACGCGUUGGAAGGUUCAGGUGGUGGGGAUCCCCAGCAGGGAAGACAAAUGGAUACCUGUGGAGACAGGAUUGUUCUACCAUGCGAUUCGGAAGACUUAAUCAUGCCUGCCGAUAGUGGGUCAAUUCCAGGUUUCUGCGACCUGAUACACUGCGGCCCAAGUUUGUGUCCGUCAGGAGAUACGCCCUGCAGGAUUGAAAGCAGUGCGACCCCUUUUACCGUAGGAGUUCACUUCGGACCGACGGCGAGAGAGGCACCACCUGAUGACAAUCUCGGAAUGUGUUUGACUUAUGAACAAUUGCCUUGUAUGGUGUAGGAAUGGAUAGUUGUGUACUUAUUUUGCUAGUCAUAUUUUAAUUUUAAGGGUUUAUUGACAAUAUAUUUUCGUUACUAAUAAAAGUUUUUUCUU
Aethina tumida (small hive beetle) is the source of this 1677-nucleotide messenger RNA. RefSeq lists its product as uncharacterized. The coding region runs from base 358 to 1584 and encodes 408 amino acids. The transcript has 7 exons. The record is from RefSeq and is a predicted model, not a curated record. Lineage: Eukaryota; Metazoa; Arthropoda; Insecta; Coleoptera; Nitidulidae.